AGAAAGGAUGUGCCGGACAGUUAUGCACCUGCUGAUCCUGAUGACACUCAGCUGUCUGUCUUGCGCUGAAGAUGAGGCAAAGGUUACUGUUUCCUGUCCAGAAUACCAGAAGGCCUUUGGAGGCUCCUGCUAUGAGUUUGUGGGUCUCCAGCAUACUUUCUUCAGUGCCCAGGCUUGGUGUGAGCAGCGUGGUGGACACCUUGCAUUCAUCCCAGACGAAGAAACUCAAUAUUUCCUUCAAAGACACCUGGACCCGAAGAAGGAUGUGUGGCUGGGAGCAGCACCCUCUACCUCUUCAAACCUGCAAUAUUCUCCAACUGUUGAAGGUCCUCUUUCUUGGCUGGACGGUUCACAUAUCAUCUAUUCAAGCUGGGUGAGCAGACCACAGCCAGGAGCAGCUUGUGGACACAUUCUGAGAGACUCUGGGUUCCAAUGGGACGCCACAAGAGACUGCAACAAAAAACUGUCUUUUAUCUGUCAGUUUGAGUCUGGGAGAUCCAUUGUGUGUGCAGGUCGUAACACCACUCUGCAGUGUGGUUCUGGUCAAGUUUUAAUGAUAGAUGGCGGCUUCUACGGUCGUAAGAACAUUCAUUACUGUCGAUCCACGCUCUCCCCACCAAAAGCACCCACACCACAUCAAUGCGGGUGGGUGGAUGUUGUAGAAUCAUUCACAGCUCACUGCCACGGCCGUCAGGUCUGCCAGAUUGCUGAGAUUGUGGACUCCUUUGGUGAACCCUGUCCUCAACUGGGGAGCUACCUGUCUUUGGACUACCACUGCAAAGAUGGACUCACGCUGUCAGUGAGCACUGUGGCUGCUGUUUUUGAUGACGUCACUAUCAGCGUGAAGUGGCUCUUAAACUUGCCCCAGGGAAACCUAAUCUGCAAGCUAAGUACCGGAGAUGACCAUGUCACUUAUCUACACAGACCAGAGGGGUUGGAGAGCAUUGUGGUCCACAAAUAUACUCACCCAGGUACAUUUGUUGUGGCAGUUGAAUGCACAGGCAGCGGCAUACACGUUACAGCUCAGAAAAUAAUAGCCAUUCAAGAGCCCAUCAGAGAGUUUGGUGUCAUCACGUGCUAUUCUGGGAAACUGUAUUUUCAUGCAAACAACUGCAAAUCCCUUUAUGGAGAGCAAUUUCAAAUUCAAAUGGAAGUAAAAGCAGGUACAAAUGUGACCUACAGAAUCCAGAGUAAUGAAAUGCUGUUGUCGGGUUCAUCCGUUGUCAGGGGAAAUGUUCCCCAGAACAUCACAGUGACCUCAGAAAUGGUGAAACAGCUUGGACCUGGCUGCCACCGGCUGACCCUUUAUGCAUCCAAUAUGGUCACGUUCCCUGAAGUGUCUGCAGACCUGCAGAUGUGUGUGUUAGAGAAAGUAGCCGGGCUUCAGGCCUCUCUGUUGACAGAGAGGGAUGACGGUCUGGACUCUCCAUGUAUAACUGUUGGUGUUUCCCUCGAACGGGGAGGGCCUGUGCUGCUCCUCUUCUCUCUGACUGGAGACAACAGCUCAUUCUCUGAGUCCAGGAAAAUGAAUACAAGGAAGGACAUUUUUCGGAUUGGACACCAGAUUCAAGGAUCUGUUCAAGUGAAACUCAGAGCAUGGAAUGUCUUCUCCUCUUUGGAAGUGGAUGUGGAUAUGUUUGCUUCCUGUGGCACAGAUUUAGACAUUAAACCGAGGAAGAAACUCGUUAGAGUUGUCAGAUCUUCACUGGAGCUCGAGGCAAGACCUUCAUCUUCAGUAACUGACACAAGUCAAACAAUCACGCUUUUAUCUGAUGAAUCACCCGAUCUAAAGAAAAAACGAUACCAGUGGUCAUGCAGGAAUCCCUGUAAAUGUGCAGGAACUUUCGCGACACUGACCCAUACCAUUACAGGAAACUGCCUACCGGAUCCAUUUGAAUUUAAUAAGUAUCAUUUUGAAGUGAUAGACUUAAAAAAAAAUAAAGUGGAUAAAAAUGAAUCCAUAUGCAUAACCCGUACCCCUAAGACUGAAACAAAUCAGCUAAGUCUCAGUUGUACUGCAGGCUGUGACCCAGUAACGGACAACACAGAUGCACAAAUAAAAAUGGACUGUACAGCACCACUGUGUUCAACAGUUAUGUGGUACAUUGAGGCCCCAAAAGACAAAGAUGAGUGGCCAGAGGAGACAAAAAGCUGCUACAAAGACACAAAGACAAGGCCACUUGUAAAGCAAAAGGAUGGUGGAACUGAAUUAACUGUGAGUCAUAGCAGACUUGCCAAGUCUAAGCAAGAGGAUGUCACUGUGGUGGUAAUAUUUGAGCUGUCUGCCAUAACUUAUUACAAAACAUACAGCAUAAAGACAUCAUCAUCAGUGCCUACCACCAAAAACCCUACUGGUUCUACCACCGCUUCAUCUGGCACUACUACCACCGCUUCAUCUGGCACUACUACCACCGCUUCAUCUGGCACUACUACCACCGCUCCAUCUGGCACUACCACUACCACCGCUUCAUCUGGCACUACCACUACCACCGCUCCAUCUGGUACUACUACUACCACCGCUUCAUCUGGCACUACUACCACCGCUCCAUCUGGCACUACCACUACCACCGCUUCAUCUGGCACUACCACUACCACCGCUCCAUCUGGCACUACUACUGCCACCGCUUCAUCUGGCACUACUACUACCACCGCUCCAUCUGGCACUACUACUGCCACCGCUUCAUCUGGCACUACUACUACCACCGCUCCAUCUGGUACUACUACUACCACCGCUUCAUCUGGCACUACCACUACCACCGCUCCAUCUGGCACUACUACUACCACCGCUCCAUCUGGUACUACUACUACCACCGCUCCAUCUGGUACUACUACUACCACCGCUCCAUCUGGCACUACCACUACCACCGCUCCAUCUGGUACAACUACUACCACCGCUCCAUCUGGCACUACCACUACCACCGCUCCAUCUGGCACUACCACUACCACCGCUCCAUCUGGUACAACUACUACCACCGCUUCAUCUGGCACUACCACUACCACCGCUCCAUCUGACACUACUUCUGCCACCACUACCUCCAGGACCACUGCUAGCACCAGUGAAACAUCCUCACCAGCAACCACCAACAAUGAUGAUGGCCUUCAGUGUAACAUAUCCCCGCAGAGUGGAACAAUCCUUGAUAUUUUCAAAAUAACUUGCAACACUGAAGUUACUUGCUCUAACUGCCAGUAUUGUUUUAAAACUCAUGAAGGUAAUAAGCAUCUGCUUUGCAGUAAGAACAAUGAAGUGAAUGCUGUCUUCCUUCCUCUUGGAGACAGCAGUGCCAACAACAACCUCAUUAUCACAGCAACUGCAAAAAAAGGCAGCUUUGUAGCUAGCACUACUAUAACUGCACAGGUGCUGGAUUCAGACUCUUCAGUAGAUGGUCUUAAGGCGGCAGUGGACAAUGCUGUGGAUCAGCUAAAGAAACGGGAUCUGCUUUCAGGAGAAAUCCUGGGACAGAUCUUCAGUGCGGUGUCCAAUAAACUGAAUGGUCAAUCUGAUGAAUCGACAAAAGCUCAUAGGCAGAAGCUUCGUGAGCAGAUGCUGGAUGAAAUGAUUGAGACAGCAAAAGAAGGUCCCAUCAACACUCCAGAAGAAGUUCAGGGGAUAGCCAGAGGACUUACUGGUGUUUUCCACAAAGGCACUGAACUCAGCUCUUCUGCUCAGGAAGAGGCUUCAUUAUUGUUUGAAAACCUCAGCGCAUCUCUCAUCCACAUGGAAGUUAGCAAUAGUGAAGAAAUACACUCUGCAGCCAGCACCAUUGUGGAAGGAGCAGGCAAUAUCCUGGACUAUUCUUCCAAUAAAAAAAUCUCUGAUGCCCUUCUCCUUACUCUGAAAAAUACACAGAGUGCACUGUUAAGAUUUAAAGAUGUUAACGAGGGGCCAACUAUCAUCAAACAAGCUCAUAUUGGUGUGUUUGUUAAUAGAGUGACACCGGGAAGUUUGCACUCAAAUGCUAUAAAUAUUCCCAACAGCUCAUCCCCAACAUUUUCUCUCCCAACACUACCCCCGGAUAUACUUUCUUCAGAUGAACCAGUGGAUGUACGCAUGCUGAGUUUAGAUAAAAAUCCAUUUACUUGGAAAGAGAGGGGGAACAUCAGCGGCAUGGUGGGUUCUCUAGCCCUCACAACAACAGAUGGUUCCAGUAUCCUUGUGGAGAACUUGAGUGAGGAUAUUGAAAUUCUCUUGCCAAGGCCUGUUGGACAGCAGGUGAACACCUCUUUUUUGGAUCUGGGGAACUACAGCACAAUAGUCAUUGACCUUUCUUCAGUUGACAAUACGCUGGUGUUAAAGAUGGUGCCUUCAAAGGAUCCUUUACCCUUCAAACUGUUCCUUGGUUAUUUGGACUACCCCAAUGACACAAAUUAUGUAGCAAUGACAGAGAUGCCUCACCAGGGAACAACACAAGAGGAGAGAUACACUUGGCUACUAGAACCCAAGGAUUUGAAGGGAAACACGGGACUGCAUUAUCUUGUGGUGAGGCCCAUAGUUGGCCCGGGUAUAAAAUCCAUUGAUGCCACUUUAUCAGUUACCUCCAUCACUACCGCAUGUACAUUUUGGGAUGAAUCCAAAUUGGAUUGGAGCGAAUAUGGAUGCAGGGUUGGUGUUCAGACCACACAUCUAGUCACCCAAUGCCUCUGCAACCACCUCACCUUCUUUGGGAGCUCUUUCUUUGUCACUCCCAACCUUGUUGACCCAUCACGCACAGCAGAGCUGUUUGGGACUUUUGCUGAGAAUCCCGUGGUUGUCUGCUUUGUGGGCGCACUCUUUGUGGCCUAUCUCUUGGUGGUUUUGUGGGCACGACGAAAAGACAUUCAAGAUGUGGCCAAAGUUAAGGUGACUGUGCUGGAGGACAAUGAUCCCAUGGAUGACUAUCGCUACCUGUUGAGUGUCAGCACUGGGUAUCGGAGAGGAGCCUCCACUUCCUCUCAGGUGACAAUAACGUUGCUGGGUGCAGAGGGAAACAGCGAACCACACCACCUGACAGAUCCAAAGAAAUGUUUGUUUGAGAGAGGUGCAGUGGAUAUGUUCCUGCUAACAGCACCCUUCUCCCUGGGAGACCUGCAAGGCAUCAGACUGUGGCACAACAACUCAGGGAGCCAUCCAGCCUGGUAUGUAGGCAAUGUCAUGGUGCAGGAUUUACAGACGGAGCACAAAUGGCAUUUUCUCUGCAACUCCUGGCUGGCCAUCGAUGUGGGAGAUUGUUCCCUUGAUAAAGUUUUUCCUGUUUCGACAGAAACGGAUUUGAAGAGGUUCAGCAAUUUGUUCUUCAUGAAGACAACAAAAGAUUUCCGUGACGGACACCUCUGGUACUCUGUGAUCAGUCGGCCACCCAGCAGCACGUUCACUUGCGUUCAGAGAGUUUCCUGCUGCUUCUCCCUGCUGCUUUGUACCAUGCUGACCAGCAUCAUGUUUUAUGGCAUUCCAACAGAUCCCUCUGAGCAGACCAUGGACCUGGGUCACUUUGAGUUUACCUGGCAACAGUUCAUGGUUGGAGUUCAGAGCUCCCUCAUAAUGUUUCCGGUGAAUAUCCUCAUUGUUAGUAUCUUCAGAAACACCCGUCCCCGGGAGACUUCUUGUUGCAAGCGCAAAACAAAAAAAACAGACACUCUUGAACAGACUUCAUUCUCAGAGACCGCCACCACCAACGUGAAUGUUAAUGUCACUUUAGAAACUGUCAUCAAGGAUAUCACAAGAAUUACCCAUUCAUUGUCUAAGACCGUGAAAAGCAACAUACCAUGCACAGAGUCCGAAUUUGGGCCGGGACAACAAGUUGAUAUCAAUGCCGUCCUUUCUGUGGUGGACGACUUCAUCAAACAGAACAACAAAACCGGUGACAGCGGCCAGGUUAAAACUCAGAGCUUUCACAACCUCAUUCAGCCUCAGCUAUCAGAGGGCAGUGCCAGUGUGCAUCCUGGGUCAACAGUGGAGGGGAUUCAAAAGAAGAACAACAAAACACAGUAUCUAUACCGGCAGCUGUGUCACAUUGACAGAGAGCUGAGUCUGCUUGGACCCUCCGGCUUCCCCAACCCACACAGCUACAGCCAGGCUGUGCAGCAAGUCCAUGGCAUGAAGGGCAUUCUUGAAGAUCAACUCUUCAAAUUCAGCAGUGUCAACCUAAAUGAACUUACCCAGAAGAAAUUAAGCCCGGCAGACAGCACUGAUUGCGACGGUAGUCAGCCGAAAAGGAUGUGCUGCCAUGGAGGACUACCCUGGUGGUUUAUUUUAGUUGGCUGGCUGCUAGUGGUCGCAACCAGUGUUGUAGCGGGAUAUUUCACUAUGCUUUAUGGGUUGAAAUUUGGGAAAGAACGCUCCAUAAGCUGGUUGGUUUCCAUGAUUGUCUCCUUUUUUCAGAGUAUCCUCGUCAUUCAGCCACUGAAGGUGCUAUGUCUUGCAGUCUUCUUUGCACUCGUAAUAAAGAAAGUAGAUGAGGAAGAUUUUCAAAAUGUGGCGUUUGCUGGAAAUGACACGAAUCUAGGUGAUUGUAAGGGCCAACAAGCGGUCAGACAGAAUAACAGCCUCUAUGAGCCUCCUCCUCCUGCAGACAUAGAGAGGAUGAGAAGGAACAAGAUUUUGGAACAGAAAGCCUUUGCCCUCCUCAGGGAGAUUUUGACUUACAUGGGGUUUUUGUGGAUGUUGCUUUUGGUGGCGCACGGCCAGAGAGACCCCAAUGCUUUUUUCCUGAAACAGCACAUCCGAAAUAGCUUCAGUGGCGACAUCUCUGACAGUAUGAGUCUUGGAGAUGUGUUCACUUGGGCCAAAACAUCUCUACUUAGUAACCUUUUUGGAGUUUAUCCAGGAUUUAUCACAGAUGGAAACUCCAAGCUGGUGGGUAAUGCCCGUCUCCGUCAAUUGAGAGUGCAGAAGAACUCAUGUCAUAUUGCCGGGUCCAUGCUCCAGUUUGUACCAGACUGUCACGCUCCAUAUUCAUGGGAGGUGGAGGACAUGGGCUCCUACGACCCUGGCUGGAACCACUCUGUGAGGGAUAAUGACUCUACAAGCACCUCCAGCCCAUGGAAGUACCAGACACAGGCUGAGCUCAGGGAUCACCCUGUCUGGGGGGAAACGGUGCUCUACAGGGGAGGUGGCUUUGUAGCGGAGCUCGGCCCAGAUUUACAAAAUGCCAGCAGCACCCUUGAGUAUCUGUUCAGCAACAAAUGGCUGGAUAUGUACACCAGGGCGAUCAUUGUAGAGUUCACUGUUUAUAACGCUAACGUGAACCUCUUCUGCAUCGUCACACUCUUGUUGGAGACCACAGCCGUAGGAGCCUUUCAGUUCAACAGUGAGCUACAGAGCGUUCGGCUUUACAUUUCAACUGGAGGCCUUCACAUCUUUGUUAUGGCUGCUGAGAUCAUAUAUAUGCUCUUCAUCCUCUAUUACAUGUUCCUGCAGUACAAACUAAUGAAACAGCAGAAGUGGGCUUACUUCCGGAGCAAGUGGAACCUUCUUGAUCUGACCAUCAUCCUGUUGAGCUGGAGCGCUGUGGCUGUCUUCAUCCAGAGGACCCUGCUUGGGAACCGCGACAUGACCUACUACCAAAACCACAAAGACCAAUUUCCCAGUUUCUAUGAGACAGCCAUAGCGGACUCAACGCUCCAAUAUCUGAUUGCCUUCCUGGUCCUGCUUGCCACCGUCAAACUGUGGCACCUGCUCAGGUUGAACCCCAAGAUGAACAUGAUCACUGCUACACUGCAGCGGGCCUGGAGCAACAUAUCCAGUUUCCUUGUGAUCAUAGUGAUCAUGUUCAUAGCGUAUUCCAUUGCAAGCAACGUGAUUUAUGGCUGGAAGAUGUCCUCUUAUCGAACCUUAUCGGACGCUCUGGUGACCAUCAUCAGUUUGCAGAUAGGCAUCUUUAACUAUGAUGAGGUCUUGGACUGCACUCCCAUGCUUGGUGGAUUACUCUUUGGUUCCUGUAUUGUGUUCAUGACAUUGGUGGUGCUCAAUCUCCUUGUCUCAGUGAUCCUUGUGGCAUUCAGCGAGGAGCAAAUAUAUCACAAGCCCUCAGACGAGGAAGAGAUUGUCGACUUGAUGCUGAAGAAAAUCUGCAGUCUUUUUGGGAUCAGAUAUAAAAAUACAAAAGACACCCUGGGGCCCGAUGUGAACGGAGCCAGUGGCUUGACCCUUAAUAAUACCAGAAAUCUCAAAUUGAUGUAAACAGACAUCUGACAACUCAGUAAACCCCUAGGGACAUAGCUGUAUUUCUGAAUGUUUGUGAAUGUGUUUCAAUACUUGCUCGUUUAUCUAUGUUUGUUCACAUGAUCAUUUAUUCAUGUUCAUUAUUUGUUGUUUGUUCCCUAAGGUCAGAGCAUGCUGUGCUGCUCUGUGAAUGUGGUGUGAUAGAUAAUUAUUACACACACAAUUAUACUGCAAAUCAUUUGAAUAAGAUGUUUAUCUUUUUUUUUAAGCUUUUAUCUGUUUUAAAUUUGUUAUUUUUGGUCUUUUAUUGGCAUUAUAUCUGCUUUAUAUAGGAUUGUUGUAUGUCUGCACUACAUGAGACCUGCACUAUGAUUCUGCACUUGCAUCUCCAUCCGGGCUCAGUUUCGGCAGAUUAUGUAUUCAUGUUUUUUUUUAUAUUUAUAGGGGAGACUCACAUGGGUUUCUGGGUUUUAAGUUUUGUUCUGUAUAUAUUUUAAUCUGGAAACCACUUUGUGUGUAAGCUUGAAAAGUCCAAGUUCAAAGAGUAGAACUAUUAAGCCCCAAAAUACACUGAGCAGUAAUUGUUCUUUAAAUAAUAGCACUUAAAUACUAUUUUAAAUAAACAUUCUGAAUUUAAAGCCUGCUUCACCUUGUAAAAUAAAAGUGUAUUGUUUCACACCGUAAAUAUUAUAUACACAGUAGUAGUAUUUUUACUCCAUAGGAUUUCAGUCUCAAUAAUAAUACUUAUAAUAAUUUAAUACUAUGGCAAACAGUUUUUUGUUGUUGUCAGAAAUACAAUAGAAGAGGGAUCUGUACAGUGCAGUCAAACAAACUCACUUAAAAAUAAUUACAAUAUGCUACUCUGAUGUCAUAUAAAGAGAGUGAACUGUAAAUAAUGAGGCUGUUAACACUGGUUAAAAAUUGUGCUGGAUUACAUGCUGCCAUAUUUUCCUGUGAAUCAUUCUUUGCUUAAGUAGCACAGCUCACACAGGCAGUGUAGCUGCACAGGCUUUUAUAAAAUAAAUAUUUAAAAAAAAGUCAGAUAAAUAUAUAGAAUAUUGGUUUAACUGACAGCUGCCAGUUGCAGCAUGGUUCAUAUUGUCCAGAAACCAAUCCAUCUUUCCUAUACCUAUAUACCAUCUUAUAUUUAUAUUUCCAUAACCACGUCUUCUACAACUGUCUGUAAUAUCCACACAGCAUAGAUAGCUUUAUUAAGUGUGAAAUAUAUACAGUUCUAUAUGUGUAGGUGAAAAGAUUUUGUUUGACAAAACUUGUUUUGUUGAUACAAACCAUACAGUAUGUUUAAUGUAUGAGGCUAAACU
Messenger RNA from Dicentrarchus labrax (European seabass), 9459 nucleotides. Its product is annotated as polycystic kidney disease protein 1-like 2. Gene Ontology annotation, cellular component: membrane. NCBI's taxonomy places the organism in Eukaryota, Metazoa, Chordata, Actinopteri, Moronidae. Gene Ontology annotation, biological process: detection of mechanical stimulus. Gene Ontology annotation, molecular function: calcium ion binding; protein binding; calcium channel activity. Bases 8 to 8155 code for a protein of 2715 amino acids. The record is from RefSeq and is a predicted model, not a curated record. The transcript has 44 exons.